AUGGGGCGGGCGAGUGAUGACAUCAAUUUUCAAUUCCCACGUCCGGUAGUACCGGUUACUCCCAAACAGCCUAAUCCGGAUGUCUCUGGGAUUGGGAUCAUCACGGGCUUUCUCGCCACGGCCUGGGCCACCCUCGUGGCUCUGAUAUUCAACUAUGUUGUCGCGCCAACCGAACCAACCACUGGUUCUUCGGAAACGCUCCCGAUGGGGAAUGCGUUGGAUGAUCCAUUGCGGCGGUUUCUGCAGAAAAUGCUGAAAAGGACCUUACCAUCGCCGCAAUGGGUGAAACCACUGAGGACUGUCGUGAUGGCAAUGAGUGAUCAGCAGCUCGUGACCGGACUCGCCAACUUCGUCAGUGGCUAUUCCCAACUGCCCUGUGGUUUGUCCCUCUACCACUGGCACAUCAUCACGGCCACCACCUGGUUCGCGAGCGUCACCCAUCUAGCGACCCUACCAUUCCUCCAACAAUAUCUCCGGCGCCACAAGUAUCUCCUCUACAUUCGAGUCUUCUUGAUGACCGCGCUCACUAUCAUGCUUGCCAUCGCGCUCCUGUCUAGUGGAAGAGGCGGAUCUAAAAAGUUGAUGGUUUACCGAUAUACUUUCGAAUUUGUCCACGUGCCGACGAGCAAGCUGGCCGCCCCCGCAACGUGCUUCUUGGAUGAGGUGAAUUUCGGAUUUGACGGCAGCCCAGGAAGUGCAGUGUAUAUAGUCGUCUCGGAGAUCAUCCUUCUAGGAGGACUUUUUGUCCGUCUCCUACGGAUGCUUCCGGCCACCAAUGCCGUUGCGGUAGCCACUCUGAAGGCUGUCGGCGCGUUAUGGCGAAAGACCAUUGCCGGGUGCUGUGGAGGCCUUCAAAAGUCCCCCCGACGCAUGCGAGCCGUCCUCGUGCUCCCGGUUGUUCUUUCCUUGGCGGCAAUGGCUACCGCACAAGCCGUGGUCGAUUUCCUGCGCUCUGCAACCUUCGAGGUACUCUGGUUGAUGUUUGCUUUGAUCUGGGGCACGAUUCGACUGUUCACUAUCCGUUCGUUUGUGCCGCCGGACAGCAACGUCGUCGAGGAAGACUUUUGGGGCUUCGGUCAACUAGUGCCGGUGUUGCUGCUCCUUCUCCCGAUCCUUCUGAUCGCCGAGAGCUGCUCAGAAAUGGCCCGCCAGGGCAGCAAGAAGAAGCAGACAGCAGCAGCAGUAGCCACUCAGGCCGACUCCGAGUCCGAGUCUAUAUCGGACAACCAGACGCCACCUGGCUGCCCAUCCCUGCCACAACACCACCUCACGACCACAACCCCCAGCAGCAGCGCGACCUCCUCCCACGCUGAAUCCCCAUCUCCUUCACCACCCCAGCCCGACAUCACACUCUGCACCCGAAUAAUCACCCUCAGCGAGCAGAACUUCCGCCUCGAACCCUGGUACCUAGACAACCUCUACUACAUGACAUCCUACGCAAUCGGCACAGCCCCAAUAAUCCUCAUCAGCGCGCCCCAAAAAGAACUCAACGAAUCCAACAUCAUAUAUAUACUGGUCGUCAUAGCCGGCGGCGCCCUCCUCUUCAUCUCCAUCCCGCUAUGCGGCAUCGUCUUCUACCUCGAUGACGAUCGACAGCCGCAUGCGCUCUCCCCCCUCCGGCUCGCAGCCGAUCCCGGCAAGACGCACCGCGUGGCCCGGUAUAUCUGUUUCGCGUGCCUGCCUGUGCCUGUGGUGUGUGCGACGAUUGUGUAUCUGCCGGGGUUGGGGCCGAAUGUUGUUUUCUACGUCUGGGCGGGGAUGUAUUCGCUUGGGGCGGCGGGGGUUGCUGCUGCUGCGGGGUGGGUGCUUUGUGGGCUUGCUUUGAGGGAAGAGUAG
Molecule: messenger RNA, 1836 nt
Organism: Aspergillus candidus
Lineage: Eukaryota; Fungi; Ascomycota; Eurotiomycetes; Eurotiales; Aspergillaceae
Exons: 6
Coding region: 1-1836 (611 amino acids)
Source: RefSeq, a predicted model, not a curated record